Photinus pyralis (common eastern firefly) is the source of this 2984-nucleotide messenger RNA. RefSeq names its product matrix metalloproteinase-2-like. The record is from RefSeq and is a predicted model, not a curated record. Gene Ontology annotation, cellular component: extracellular matrix. Bases 426 to 2480 code for a protein of 684 amino acids. NCBI's taxonomy places the organism in Eukaryota, Metazoa, Arthropoda, Insecta, Coleoptera, Lampyridae. The transcript has 9 exons. Gene Ontology annotation, biological process: proteolysis; extracellular matrix organization; collagen catabolic process. Gene Ontology annotation, molecular function: metalloendopeptidase activity; zinc ion binding.
GCCACUCUCGUUAGUCGCAGUUUAAGCUGCGCGUAAAGACGCGCUUUAUUCACUUGCCGUUUUUUUCAUUUGUUUAUAAACAAUAGAUCGCCGCCGCCGCCGCUUUUGUUAAUGUAGCUUUAACUCACCCCUCGUUUUAUCUAUAGGUAAUGUAAAUAAGGGCUCGGUUGUGAUAAAAAUUCAGUGUUUUCUUAUGAUUACUUAAAUGUGAUGUGAUAACAAUUUUGGUUCGCUUCUAAUAUUUUAGUGGGAUUUUUAUGUGGCAUCAUUUCCGAUUAGCCAUACGGAAAUGUCUUAAUUUUCUGCUUAAGGAAACGGUUUGGUAAUUUUUUAUUUUACCUACUUCCUCAACUCUUAAUUUCGAGUAAUCAAUAUAGUGACACUACGUCCGUCGUGUUCGCGCGGUACAUUGAACUUAGAAAAAAAUGUGUGACUGUAAUUUAUUUAAUAAUUUAAUUAAAAUGAUAUUUAAUCGAUUAUUUAAACAAUUCGGUAGUUCGUUUAGUGUUUUGUUAAUUUUAUUUAUUUGUGCCUUACAAGGAUUUGCCUUGCCGGAUCGACCUAAAAGGGAGCUAAUAGAAGAUGAUGUGCAAAACUAUUUAAUGCAAUUCGGGUAUUUGAGUCCUAUGUCGGCGGAGGCUGGUGCCCUUCGGACGGAAGAGUCAGUGCGGCAGGCUAUUAGUGAACUUCAGCAGUUUAGUGGUUUACCGGUUACGGGAAAGUUGGACGAAAAGACGAAAACGCUUUUGAAAAGACCGCGGUGCGGCGUUCCGGACAUUGAGCCACACAAUAUGAGGCGGAAGAGAUUUACGAUACAGGGGCAGAAGUGGCCUUACAACAACAUCACGUGGAGUUUGCGAAGCACCUACUUACGAGAUUUAGAUCUCUACCAAGUUCGAUACGUCUUUACGAAAGCCCUCGAGGUAUGGUCGAAACAUUCCAGGCUGACAUUUACGGAAGUCAACAGUGACAGGGCCGACAUCCUCGUCUACUUUCACACAUACGAGCACGGUGACAAUUUCGCCUUCGAUGGAAAGGGACAAAUUUUGGCGCACGCAUUUUUUCCCGGUUCCGGCCGUGGAGGUGACGCCCAUUUUGACCUGGACGAAAGUUGGAUAGUACACGAGGAUGACGCGUCAGACGGUACCAGUCUAUUCCAUGUAGCAGCGCACGAAUUUGGGCAUUCCCUAGGACUGUCACAUUCCUCUGUUGAAGGAGCACUGAUGUUCCCUUGGUAUCAGGGAAUGCAAAACGGCUUUAACUACGAACUGCCUGAAGACGACCGUUUAGGAAUACAGACACUCUACGGAUCUCCUACCGAUCAAGUAUGGGGACAUAAUCCUGCAUAUCAUCCGCCUCUGCAAACUCCGCCGCCGCCCACGAGGCCGCCGCCACGUCCCACGCCACCUCCCACUCGAACAAGACCAACACGCCGAACAACGAGACCGAACCAUAACUAUCCCAAUUACCCUCAAAGACCUUAUUAUCCAGAGAAACCGCAAGAUCCUCGCUAUCCGAAAAAAACCUUCACGGAAAAACCCAUGCAUAAAAAACCGAUGUCUCCCGAUGUUAAGUACCCGUACAACCCACACCGUAACAGGAAUUACCCACCCAAACCACCACCGCGUCCCGAGCUCCCCGAUGAGCGUUAUUACCCGGCGAAACGGCCCGAAACCACAACUUACUCCAGUAGGCACCCGCAGCGCUACCCCGUCGACAAUUACCCAUCCUACAACCCGAAGGAGAGUUCCGUGCCCAACACCUGCGACACCGGUUACGACGCGAUUUCCGUCGUUCGCGGCGAGGUCUUCAUUUUUAAAGAUCGGUAUUUCUGGCGAAUCAGCGACAAGGGUCUCGCGCCGGGAUAUCCCGUCGAAACUAAUCGCAUGUGGAAGGACCUGCCGAAAAAUUUAACGCACAUCGACGCCGUAUACGAGAGGCCCGAUAACAAGAUGGUGUUUUUCGUCGGUAGAAAUUACUACGUGUACUCUGGCAACACGAUGGAACGAGAUUAUCCGAAACCUUUGACGCGAUUGGGUCUGCCCGCGUCGCUUAGUAACCUGGACGCGGCCAUGGUCUGGGGGCAUAAUGGAAAAACCUACUUUUUCAGUGGUAACAUGUAUUGGAGAUUUGAUGAAGACCUUCAGAAUGUAGAGCUCGAUUAUCCCCGCGACAUGAGCAUGUGGAAAGGUGUAGGGACACAUAUCGACGCCGUUUUUCAAUGGAAAGAUGGAAAAACUUACUUUUUCAAAGGCAAAGGAUUUUGGAAGUUUGACGAUCUGCGUAUGCGAGUAGAAAACGAACAGCAAACACCAUCGGCGCCAUUUUGGAUGGGAUGCACGCGAAAUCUGGGUAUCGCUCCCGGAAACAAAGCACCGUACACGGAUACGUCGUCGUCGGCGAAUAAUCUUCACGAUUCUAUCACAUAUACCUUAGUCUUAAGUAUGAUUAUGAAAUUUUACUUUACUUUGAUUACAUAGUAGUCGUCGGUAGCAUAAUUUUUAAAGCCUAUAUUGUCUUAGGCUGUAUAUGGGAUACAUUUAGAAGUAAAUUAUCUUGUAUCAAAGAAGCAUUCAAUGAAGGUGCUAUUUGCUUAUAAAGUCAUUUGUACACAUUCACCAUUUAUUGAUCAGAUCGAAACCGUUCUCUAAUUAUGCGUGAUCUCGAAAAUUAUUUUUUACACUAUAAAUGUAGAUCGAAAUUUUGAUACCUUUUAUAAAAUGUGUACGUCACGUGAACCCUUUUCUUUCAAUUGAGACUGAAUUAAAUUGUAUUUUUAGAUACUGCCUGUUAUUUUAGGUACCAAAAUGUUUCACUAUCUACUCAUAGUAUCCUCUAUCUAUAAGUAUACUUUACUUCAGCAUGUGAUAAGUAGUUUUUUUUCACUUUAUUUAUCUGUGUUUUUCAAGCAUUGAUACACGAACUGCAUCGCUCUAACCUUUUCUUAUAAAAUUUUGAUGAAAAAGUAAAAACCUGUGAUAUUA